This is a messenger RNA of Alternaria viburni, 1005 nucleotides long. RefSeq lists its product as uncharacterized. The transcript has 2 exons. The record is from RefSeq and is a predicted model, not a curated record. The coding region runs from base 1 to 1005 and encodes 334 amino acids. NCBI's taxonomy places the organism in Eukaryota, Fungi, Ascomycota, Dothideomycetes, Pleosporales, Pleosporaceae.
AUGAAGUACUCCGUCCCCGUUGUCCUCGCUCUCUCGAGCAGCGCUGCCGCCGCCCCCUUCGGCGACUACCUCGACGCCAUCUUCGGCACCAAGGACACCCGUUUCCCUCCCAUGGGUCCUCCCAUGGGAACUGGUGCACCAACACCUGGCUUCCCUCCAAUGGGUGCCCCAACCCCAGGCUUCCCCCCUAUGGGCGCACCAACCCCAGGCUUCCCCCCAAUGGGCCCUCCCUCCGGCCUCCCUCCCAUGGGCGCACCAACCCCCGGAUUCCCUCCCAUGGGCCCCCCCAUGGGCACCGGCGCCCCAACACCCCCCGGCUUCCCCAUGCCCAUGCCCACCGGCGGCUUCCCAGGCGGUCCCGGCGGCCCAGGCGGCUCCAGCAACAUGCCCCCUUCCUGGCCCGUCCGCGCGCGCGCCGCCCGCAACCUAGCCAUCGACUACCAGCUCGCCCCGCGUCAAGGCGGCGACCUGCCCCUCCCCAGCUUCUCACUCGCAGACCCCGAGAACGGCGGUGGUGCACCUACUCCUACUGAGUCCCCCUCCGGCGGAGGCGAAGAAGCUCCAGGAGGUUUCCCCGGUCUCCCUACUCCCACCGAUGCUCCCGGCGGCGGAUUCCCAGCGCCCACAGGCGGAUUUCCCGGUCUGCCUACUGGUGCGCCUGAGGGACCUGGUGGUGGACCUGGUGGACCGGGUGGUUUCCCGACGGAUCUUCCUUCUUUCCCCAUGCCGACUGGUAUGCCUGGUGGUUCAGGUGGUUUCCCCGGUCUUCCUGGUACUGGCAUGCCUGGUCUGCCUACUACCAUGGAGACGAUGACGCGUGGACCUAAGCCAACUGGUAUGCCUGAACUCCCUGGUCAGGAGGAUGGCCAGCAGGGUCCUGGUGGUGACAACGGGUCUGGUGGCUGGUGGAGCUGGCUUGGUGGAUUGUUUGGCGGUGGUAAGGGAGAUGGCGAGGGUGCUGGAGCUGGUGAGGGUGAGGGUGCUGGAAGUGAAAUUGGUGCUUAG